AUGGCCAAUCCUACUAACAAAGGCAGCUUCGCGCAGCGAAUGGCCUCCAUGAUGACUUCUGUUGAGAAUUGGGACGACGACGCCGACUUCCAGGGCGACCUCUUCACCAACUCCGUCUCCACCGCGCAGACGUCGCAAUCAUCACGCGUCUCCGUGCGCUCCGAGUCCAACAUUGGCGACGACGACUGGCAGGUCCUCAUCACCCCCAACGACGAACUAUCCACCCUCCAUGCCAUCUCAUCGGCCAAGCAAGCCGGCAUCCCCAUCCCGCUGGGGGUGCCCUCCUCCGCGCUGCUCGGCGGAUCCAUCAAGAAGCUGGGCAAGAAGAAGUCGCAGCGCAAAAUCGUCGCCGACGACGACUGGGGCGAUGACCUCGAGCUGCCGAGCUCGGGCUUCGAUACCCUCAAACUGAAGGCACCGCAGUUGCCGCGAACCCCCGCUGAGGAUCAAGAUGAAUUUGACGACUGGGGCGAGGGGAGCCUGGGCAUCCGAUUUGGAGGAACAAAACGGGAUGGCCGCAACCGCGGCUCGUCUGUCUCUGCGAUGAGCCCGAGCAUGGGCAGCUGCAUGACGCUUGAGAGCGAGGAGGACGACAUCACUGGUCUCGUGCUACCCGAGCAGCUGGACUUCAAUGCUCGCUUGAAAAAGCUCAAAGAGGCCGAGCAGCACACGCCCGAUGUCUCUCCCGAGCCAGCUCAUCCCCACAGACGGGAUCAAGCACCAACGUCCGUGCCAGACUUCUCACCGCAUGAUGCGCCGUACUCGUCGCCCUCUCCCGCGGAGCCUAUACAGCCAGCUCAAAAGCCCAAACCCGUCGAGGAGGAAGACUUCUUCGCCGACUUUGACAUUGGUACUGGCGACAUUAUCGACACGAAGAAAGCGACUGUGAAUCGUCACGUUGUUGUUCAGAAGCCGACACCGAAAACCUCUGCGCCUCCUGCUUCUCGCCCUGCGACUACUCUGACAUUCACCGACAAGCCCUCCAUCUCAAGGAUACCGAGGCCCCUCCAAACAUCCGCCAGUCGAUCGAAGCUCACUCCCAUCCAUGAGCAAGGUGCGAACUCGAAGAGCACUACGCGACCCAUGCCGACCACCACUCAUGCCCAGCUGUUACGGGCUAAACGGUCUGCGCCUGUCUUGCGCAACACCUACAACUCUGCGCCAAAGCCCCCUGUGCCCUUUCUUCCGGCUGGUGGGUCAAGCUCACAAUCGCAUCAUGUCAAAUCGAAAUCCUCGCAAACCCACCUUCGUCGGGACUCGGACCCCAAUAACAACACACGGCCUCUAUCGCCAGCAAUGCGAUCAUACUCAAACAAUAGACCUCAAUCCCCAGCCAUACGAUCAUUCUCCCGCAUGUCCGCAACCAACCCUCCGGAAACUCCAAGUCGCGCUGGCAUGCGCCGCGAUCUGGCGCCAGCGGCGUUGCAACGGGAAGCUGCUGCCAAACGUGCUCUUGCGAUGCCCAAGCGACGCCGUGCGUUCGGCGAUGGCAGCGAGCUUGAGGUUUUCGACGACCUGCCUACGUCCGCCGCGAAAGAAAAGAAGUUUGAGAAGGUGCCGAUCGCGCGAGGCCCGGUCAAAUCUCUUAGGCAUCAGCAAAGCAACACUCGGUUGCCCCUUCCCGACCGCAUGCAAACACCAGCACCUCCAGCUACGCCGCGAAGCCCAACGAAGCCAGACAGCACACCACGCUUCGCCCGCGACACAGCAGCAAGUCGUAUAGCACGAGAACAGCGACUUGCGGGGACGAGAUCUCGCCAGGACGGGCCAAUUGCUCCAGUUCAGACGAAUUGGAAAGCUAAGGUAGCAGCAAGCAGCCCUCAUACGAGCCCCUCCGCCCAACGCACGAAAAGAGGCACGGGCCAGAAACCCUUCUUGAUUAAUCCAAUGUCAGCACCUAGAGCCGAAAAUAUGAAAGGCAUGCGUUACAACCCAAUAUUGCAUAGAUGGGAGGGCAACGAAGCCAUUUUAGAUUCCUUUUCACACCCUAAUACUUCGAGCACGACGCUCGGUAAUCUUACCACCGCGAGUACGCCUACCUUCGCACCGCCACAUCAACAGUCGCAUUACUCACACGACCGAUCACAAUCCAUACCACAAAUCUUCCAGUCUCAGCCACAGGGAAGACAUACCCAUACCAGCUCUCGGCCGGCAAACAUAAACCCACCGUCCCCCCCUCGCGCUCCUGCGUUGAUCUCUCACAUAACGGCGGCCCGCGGUGUUCAAGUUGAACGUGGCAUGGUCUUUGACCCACGACAAAUGAAGUGGCUCAAAUUAGGACCCUCAUCCCGUGCCGGAGCCAUGUCGCCUUCUGGAGACGAUGACGACGACCCGUUCGCCGGGUUUGACGACCUCAAAGAUGAAGAAAACAAAGUCACGGUUGGUGCUGGUGGUGCUCCCAGUGUCACGUCCGGCUUCGGAGACAGCAACAAAAUGGAUGACCCUUCAUUCGUAGGCGAAGAGUUUGAUCUCGGCCCUGGCUUCAUCCGUCGACAAAGAGAAGAGGAGGCCGUAUGGCGACGGCGCGUCGAAGGCUGGUUUGAAGGCGUCCGCGAUGACGGCGAAGGCUGGCGAUGGGCGGUUCGCGAUCUCGCCUCCUUAGCCGCAGCAGAGAACCUGCGGAGGUGACGCUGAUGUUGCGAGAGCAUGUUGUGACGAUACGCAGAGAUGGCUUGUGCGGAUGACGUUUGCGAUUUGCAACAAGCGGGCAGGCAGUUCAUCGCGUUUUUCAAAAUCAUCAAACGGAUCCCUUGGUGGGAGACUUUUUGGUGGGGCGUUGUUCACUCUUGGGAUCUCCCUGUUCCAAUAUCUGGGCGCAUUUUUGUACGCUUCGGUUGGAUGAUGACCUCUUCCAUGAUAUGACGGAUUCACGAUAUAUGAAAAUGGGCAUGAGCAUGAGAUAUGAGAUAAUGCCUUGGGAUGGGGCGUUCUUGAUCUAUUAUUACGAAAUGACUUCUUGGUUUGCUGCAUGCUUGCUGCAUUUGGUUUGAUUUGAGGUGGUAAUACUUAUCAGUAUUGCUAUAAUAUCAGCGUAAUCGUAAUAGUCUCAAGGCCUGAACGAGGGGGGU
Molecule: messenger RNA, 3068 nt
Organism: Mytilinidion resinicola
Lineage: Eukaryota; Fungi; Ascomycota; Dothideomycetes; Mytilinidiales; Mytilinidiaceae
Exons: 2
Coding region: 1-2628 (875 amino acids)
Biological process (GO): mitotic spindle orientation checkpoint signaling; regulation of Ras protein signal transduction
Cellular component (GO): SIN/MEN two-component GAP complex; mitotic spindle pole body
Molecular function (GO): GTPase activator activity
Source: RefSeq, a predicted model, not a curated record